CUACGUCAUCAGUCAGCUCCGGGAGGACCUGUGAGUCUCGCGGUGGCUACCGCCUCAACCGCACCAGUAACACAUCAAAACAAAUCGCAGUACAGCCUUAGUUUAGGUAGGACCCCUCCAACAAAAGCAUCGGACGGCGUGGCGAUACACUUGUGUUGUCACUCGUCUGAAUGUAUGAAGGAAAAAUCACACGCAUUUUCCACUGACGAGCUUUUUAUACAACCCACACUGGUUGUUAUCAGGCUCAACGAUGUCCGACGCUAGUGACACUGCUACAGACAACAACGGAGACUCUGGGCUAAACGGGUCCUGGGUGGAGUUGGAGAUGAACAGAGGCGCUACAGGGACAACCCAGUCCCCUUCCACAGUUAGUCCUGCUUCAGGGCUGUUGCCCCUUCCUCAGGUGGAAGAAGAGGAGGCCAUGGUAGGGGCACUGGAGCACGUGCCAUCCUCGUCUUCCAUCCACAACGGUGACAUGGAGAAGAUCCUGCUGGAUGCCCAGCAUGAGUCAAGCCGAAGCAAUUCUUCCUGUGACAGUCCUCCGCGGCCCCACACUCCGCAAGAUGAAGGGCAGAUCAUCUUCGAUGUGGACGUGACCAGCAGACGAGACAGUCAAGUAAGAGCUCACAUAGAAGAGGAUGUCUUGGACAAGGAGAGGGAUAUGGACAUCCUGAUGAAGGACGCAGAUUGGGUUGCUGACUGGUCUAGUCGACCGGAAAACAUUCCUCCUAAGGAGUUUAAUUUUUGUCACCCUCGACGCUCUGUGACGCUCAGCAUGAGGAAGACGGGUGCAAUGAAGAAAGGAGGCUUCUUCUCUGCUGAGUUCCUCAAAGUCUUCAUCCCAUCACUGCUGAUUUCACACAUCCUUGCCCUUGGACUUGGAGUUUACAUUGGGAAGAGGAUGACCACGCCCCCCACCAGCUCCUUCUGAAGCUGAAACUGAAGAAAAGUGCCUGAGAAGUAGCCUGGAGCCAGAGAAAGUGUUGCUGUCAUUUGAAGAGUUUGUCCUUCUUCUCCCCUGCUUGCCCCCUUCCUCCCCUCCUCCUCGCUGAGAUAUGACAUGUUCUCAGGAGCAAUGCAUUGCGCCCCAUCAUCCUCAGCCCCGCCAUCUCUCUUUUUGACUGGCUUUUCUGACACUAGAUAGCCAAUCCCUUUAUUUCCACUCAUUUGUAAACGCUUUUCAAAGAGUGCAAAGGCUAUAUACAUAGGCUUGUUUUAGAUGGGUGACAUUUCUUUCAGAAAAGACAGUAAAUGGAAAACUGGGUGUGGGCAAGGGUGUGCAAGCCACAUGUGUGCUGACAGUGUUUUGAGGUCGGGUCUAUAGGGCUACAGUGUUGCAGAGUCCAGAAAGGUUCAGACUGUGUCAGUGUUCUUUCAGUUGAACAGCUUUGUGUGCAACAUAUCGUAAGAGCUCAUCGGGUCCUGAAUGCAGGACAGUGCUUUGCUGUUGGAUUUCUUUUGUCUUUUGUGUCAGUUUUAAGUUACCUGAUAAAAUUUGGCACCAACAUAUAUGGUCAAAAAUGUAGAUGAGAGUUAAGUUUUGAACAUUUAGUUCAGGUGUUUCUCGAAAAAUCUGCGUUUAAAAAACGUUGAGACUUUUUUUCAUUCAUAAAAGCAUUAUUUUUUAUGUCUCAUUUAUCUGGGUAACAGGUUCUGUUGUCGUACACAAACCUGUUCUUUGUCGUUGUGACAAAAAAAAAUGCACCAAAGCCUUCCUGAAUUUGGGCACUAGUUCCUGCUAUGUCUGAUCAACAUGGCUGCCACAUUUAAUUAUUUCACUUACCAAUGCCCUACUCCGUUUGUGAUUGCAGACACAUGACUGACACAGAACAAAGCUUUAUUUGCUACCUUCUAUGGGUGAAUGGGAGGAGACUGGGGUCUUUCUUGCCCAGUACUGAACUUUGACCCAUCAUCUGAAUGCCAAAUCUGUGGCACGUGGUCAUGCAGUGUAGACAAAAUGUUGAGCAUUUAUUAGAAAGAGGUGUUUGAUGACUCUUUGAAGAGAUGAGAGGCUAAAGUGUUCCUCUGUUUAGUAAUCUUGUUUCAUUUAUUUAGUACUCUUAACAACAAUGUCCCACCAGGUUAAUUGUGAUUUUUUUUAAAUAACAGCUAUUUAGUUAGCAGAGUGGUGAAUUUGAUUUAGCUAUCACCGUAUUACCUUGAGUGUGAAUAUUCUGCUAUUUUUUUUUUAGUUUUUAAUACUUCUGCUCCUGUGUAUUUGUGCAGCAGUCAGAAGGCUCAUUAUGCCUCCUUUUUUUAAAUAUGAUCAUGAGUCGCCUUAGACAUUUUCCAAACUAAAAAGCGUUGCGUUGACUGGUCCUGAUAUGAGAAGGAACUUGGAGAGUGCUCUCACACUGAGAUGGUCUAACAUUAAUUAUUGUGAUACAUUUGCUUUAUUUUACUUCUCCUAUUCCAUUCAACAAAUGAUACAAAUGUUGUCAUUAAAGAUAAUCUGAAUGACCA
Phyllopteryx taeniolatus (common seadragon) is the source of this 2463-nucleotide messenger RNA. Its product is annotated as BCL2/adenovirus E1B 19 kDa protein-interacting protein 3-like. Gene Ontology annotation, cellular component: mitochondrial outer membrane; nucleus; mitochondrial envelope. NCBI's taxonomy places the organism in Eukaryota, Metazoa, Chordata, Actinopteri, Syngnathiformes, Syngnathidae. Gene Ontology annotation, biological process: mitochondrial outer membrane permeabilization; positive regulation of apoptotic process; defense response to virus. Bases 251 to 931 code for a protein of 226 amino acids. The transcript has 6 exons. The record is from RefSeq and is a predicted model, not a curated record.